Molecule: messenger RNA, 917 nt
Organism: Bipolaris sorokiniana ND90Pr
Lineage: Eukaryota; Fungi; Ascomycota; Dothideomycetes; Pleosporales; Pleosporaceae
Exons: 1
Coding region: 268-867 (199 amino acids)
Source: RefSeq, a predicted model, not a curated record
CCGAUAUCUGCAGAUAUGAUAUCUUUGUGGGGUGGUUUUUAGGACGAUCCCGUUCUUCGUUCGUAAGGCAACUAUUUCGCAACGAGCUGGUCCCACAAGAGAAGGGCAAAUGAACGCUGUGGAGAGUUUCAGAUCUCGAUGGAAUGGUUCUGGACUCCGCGAAGCCCUCCUGCUUCGUGAGGGCUCGCGCGCUAAUAGUAUCAGUGUGGGUUGAAUUGUGAGUACAAAAACGAGCAUGAUGCACUGAUAUAGAGAAGAGCAUCACGCAUGCAGAAAACACUGGACUAUCAAUUGCCCAGCCGAAGCCACUUACUUUUCAUCUACUUUGAAAUGCGGGUCCUUGUAGAGAGCUCAGUCAAGAAGCCCAGCUGCGACGUUCAUCAGGAUACAAAUAUCUCUCUCCACGCCCUCUACGAAACAACGAAGAACACUCAAAGCACAUCCAAGCGACAUCCCAAGAAAUAUCGCGCGGUCGAACGCUCAGACGGUGUCAUUGUUGAACGUCCUCGAUAUCGCCCUGCAGUUUCACAACAAAAAUCAAUGUCGCAGUCGCAUCCGCAGAGGACUUUCCUGUACGACCAUACGUUUUCAUCCAAAGAAACCAAAGACGUGAAGUCCAGCAGAAUGAUGUAUGACCUCCUGGGUGUUGGGUGUUCCGGGAGCAAUGCGAUGCAUGGAGGGCAUUGCGACACUGCAAAGAUAGGAAGAAGGGGCUUCUAUGGAGCGGAACACUAUCAGUGGACGUUUGUUGGAAUUGAAAUGUAUACCUCUGAACGAUUGAGUUUUGUCGAAUCAAACCCAAUUGAUCGUUUUCUCUACGAAUCAGGGCCUUGGAGCUCAUGUUCUCGAAGAGAGGAGGAAACCUAGUUUGAGUGACCAUAUUUUAGCAUAGUGGUUAGUGUUGUUAAGAGAAGCGA